AUGGACAGACAGGCGAGCGCUGUGUCCCAGUUUGCGUCAAUCAGUGCAUUCAUGGGGUAUGUGUUGAUCCGGAAACCUGUGUCUGUGAUCCCGGACAAAUGGGGGCAGAAUUGUGCCAAUGAUUGCCAGUGUCUGCACGACUCGCAGUGUACGGCCCAGACUGGCGACUGUCGGUGCUCUCCCGGAUGGGUGGGAGACCACUGCCAGACGCCCUGUAAAGUGGGCAGAUAUGGCUCAGGAUCGGUGAAUGCGAUUGUGAGCCUGGUUAUACUGGACGUUGCCGAGAGCGCGCCAAUUGAGAUGAAUAGUACAGAAAGGUUGAGCACCUGGAUGUUUAUUGGAUGCAUAGCAGCCAUUGUAGGGUUGUUACUACCGGUGCUGACCAUUGGGGCCGUAAUCUAUUUGAAACGGCAAAAGCGAUGGCUGCGAAAUGUGCGCAUAGAUAGGAUGACCACAUUCUCCUCCAAACCCAACGCUCCCGAUCGACAAGCUGUUAGUAACCGCAGCUAUGAUAUGACACAUGUCACGCCUGGAUGUGUAUAUAAUAAGGCGGUUAACCAUAAAUUUAAUAAAACAAAUGUUAAACUAUUGAACAACAAUCUCUUGAAUAUGAAUUUAAAUGUCAAUUCACUCGUCGACUCAAUGGACGGACAGUCAGUUAUGUCUGAUGAGAGUCUUUACGCCAGAAAUCAAUACCACUCUAUCGAUGAGCUCAAAGAGAUUGUGGCCCAAAGGGAUGACCCCUACGAUGAUGUCUCCAAUCCUAAGAAUAACAAAGAGGUAGAAAACAAUGAUUACGACAGACUGGACACAAACCGACCGAACAAUACUUUAAAUGCUAAUUACAAGAAAUUAAAUACCGAUGGUUUGGAUGUGAAUAAACUGCAAGAAUUGACUGGCAUUCAGACAUCAAAUGUCCAGAAGUAUAUCAACCACUUUGAAAAACAAUAAAUAUUUACUGC
Molecule: messenger RNA, 962 nt
Organism: Medioppia subpectinata
Lineage: Eukaryota; Metazoa; Arthropoda; Arachnida; Sarcoptiformes; Oppiidae
Source: the annotation of a GenBank genome assembly